Messenger RNA from Candidozyma duobushaemuli, 405 nucleotides. RefSeq names its product Kre1p (gene KRE1). The coding region runs from base 1 to 405 and encodes 134 amino acids. The transcript has a single exon. The record is from RefSeq and is a predicted model, not a curated record. Gene Ontology annotation, biological process: fungal-type cell wall organization. NCBI's taxonomy places the organism in Eukaryota, Fungi, Ascomycota, Pichiomycetes, Serinales, Metschnikowiaceae.
AUGAACUUCUUUUUGAUCUGGUUUUUGGCCCUUUUCAGCGCCGUCUUUGCAGCGGACUCCUCCUCCUCCUCGUCAUCAUCAUCCACUUCCUCGUCUUCGACACAGAGUCCCACCAUGAUCUGGGUCACAGGCACGGACGCCGACGGCAAGUUGGCCACCACCGAGAGCCCUUUCUCGCAAUCACAAUUUGUUGAAAACACCAGCACGACAUCAGUGUCAUCUGGAAGCGUUGGCAUGGGCUCCAUCUCUGGUGAGGUGGGCAAGGUUACCACGUAUUCUCAGGUGACGAUCACCGCUGGUGGAUCAUUUGCAUAUGGGUCUUUGCCCGGGCCUUUGCGCUCCAACAUGCCAUGGAAAACGGUGAUUGCCGUGGGCACAUUCGUUCUUGGUGUGGCCUUCAUUUAA